AUGUUCAGUAAACUCACCACCAAGAUUGCUCUUCGAAAAGCAGGUCUCCCAUCAAACACUCUCUCCAGCUUUUCAAUCACAAAUCUCGAUAAUGGCGACCAGAAAUCCAUCAAUCCCAAGUCUGGAAACAACAAUGCCACAUGGGGAGAUACUUUCUCAAAUAUGACUUCAGAUGUCAAUGUCCCAAAGAGUUGGAAAUCAUGGGGAAACCCACCACCGGCGAUAGCAGAAGUUGCUCCUGCACCGAUGGUGGGAACGAAGGCGCCAAGCACAGGGAAAUUGAUAUUACCCAUGGGGGAUGGGAAGGCUUGCGUGCUCGUAUUUUUGAGGUGCUGUGGAUGUGCUUUUGCAGAAAAAACCUUCAUCGAAUUCCGUCGCUUAGCGAAUAAACAUCAGAACCUACAUUUCAUUGCCAUAUCUCACAAUUCCAAGGAAGCAACGGAUAAAUGGGUGCAGCAAGUCGGGGGAGCAUGGGCAGUUCAAGUAGUCGUCGAUGAAGAUCGGGGAAUCUAUGCCAAUUGGGGGUUGGGAGUAAGCACGACGUGGCAUUUGCUGAAUCCAUGGACCGAGAUUGCACGACAGAAGCUGGGGAAACAGGAGGGGAAUUGGGGAAGAGAGGUUGAUCCGAGUGGGAAUCGAUGGGUGGUGGGUGGAAGCUGGGCCACAGAUGAGAUGGGGACCAUUAAAUGGGGUGGUGCGAGUAAGAGUGCUGACGAGAUACCCGAUCUGGUAGAGGCCUGUAAGAGUGUGGGUGUUUCGUGA
Botrytis byssoidea is the source of this 762-nucleotide messenger RNA. RefSeq lists its product as uncharacterized. The record is from RefSeq and is a predicted model, not a curated record. The transcript has 2 exons. Bases 1 to 762 code for a protein of 253 amino acids. NCBI's taxonomy places the organism in Eukaryota, Fungi, Ascomycota, Leotiomycetes, Helotiales, Sclerotiniaceae.